This is a messenger RNA of Esox lucius (northern pike), 1544 nucleotides long. Its product is annotated as high choriolytic enzyme 2-like. The coding region runs from base 30 to 806 and encodes 258 amino acids. The transcript has a single exon. Gene Ontology annotation, biological process: proteolysis. Gene Ontology annotation, molecular function: metalloendopeptidase activity; zinc ion binding. The record is from RefSeq and is a predicted model, not a curated record. NCBI's taxonomy places the organism in Eukaryota, Metazoa, Chordata, Actinopteri, Esociformes, Esocidae.
CCAGAGUCUCCCCUCUCCACACACCGAAGAUGGAGCAGACCACCUCCCUCACCCUCCUGGUAAUACUUGGCCUCGCUCGGGCCCUACCCAUGCAGACCGAUCAUCCCCACGCCGAGGACUACACAGAGAGAAUUCUGACUGCCAACCAAGGCUCCGAUCAGUUACUGAUGGAGGGAGACCUGGUGGUCCCGAGAACCCGGAACGCCAUGGUGUGCAUGCAGGGGGGAAACAGCUGCCUGUGGAGGAAGGAUUCCAGCGGACAUGUUGUGGUGCCCUACAUCAUCGAAGACAACAGGUUCUCUCCCUCCGACAGGCAGAAGAUAAAGUCCGCCCUCCUGUCUUUCCACGACCUCACCUGCGUUCGCUUCGUGCCCCGUGGGGACCAGGAGGACUACAUCAGCUAUGAGAGCUGGAGAGGCUGCUUCUCCACGCUGGGCAGAGUCGGGGGGAGACAGACUGUCUCACUUAACAGCGCCGGCUGUAUCUUAAACGGCAUCAUUCAGCACGAGACCCUCCACGCUCUGGGUUUCGGGCAUGAGCACACCAGGAGCGACCGCGACCAGUACGUCACGAUGAACUGGAGUAACAUCGACCCCAGCGACGCAGUCAACUUUGACAAACAAAUCACCAACAACCUGGACUCUCCCUAUGACUACAGCUCUGUCAUGCACUAUGGAAAUAAAGCCUUCUCCAUUAACGGAAAGGAGACCAUCACCACCAUACCCAAACCGAACAUGCCCAUCGGCCAGAGAGUCAGUAUGUCCGACAGCGACAUCCUAAGGAUCAAUGAACUGUACAACUGCUGACAGUAGUGUGUAGAGACUGGAGGGGGUAAUGAUGUUGACAGUAGUGUGUAGAGACUGGAGAGGGUAACGAUGUUGACAGUAGUGUGUAGAGACUGAAGAGGGUAACGAUGUUGACAGUAGUGUGUAGAGACUGGAGAGGGUGACGAUGUUGACAGUAGUGUGUAGAGACUGGAGAGGGUAACGAUGUUGAAAGUGGUGUGUAGAGACUGGAGAGGGUAACGAUGUUGACAGUGGUGUGUAGAGACUGGAGAGGGUAACGAUGUUGACAGUGGUGUGUAGAGAAUGGAGAGGGUAACGAUGUUGACAGUGGUGUGUAGAGACUGGAGAGGGUGACGAUGUUGACAGUAGUGUGUAGAGACUGGAGAGGGUAACGAUGUUGACAGUAGUGUGUAGAGACUGGAGAGGGUAACGAUGUUGACAGUGGUGUGUAGAGACUGAAGAGGGUAACGAUGUUGACAGUAGUGUGUAGAGACUGGAGAGGGUAACGAUGUUGACAGUAGUGUGUAGAGACUGGAGAGGGUAACGAUGUUGAUAGUAGUGUGUAGAGACUGGAGAGGUUAACGAUGUUGACACUACUUCUAACACAAUAAGCUUAAGUCUUUUCAUGACCCCUAUGUUUAAAUAAAGCAAUGUGCUAAAUGACUCAUGUACAGUUGCUUCUUUAGAGCUAUGAGAGAUAACCCUAUGAGAGAUAGCUAACAAUCAUUUUCACAAUAUUUUUUCAAUCUUAUCAUGCCA